This is a messenger RNA of Porites evermanni, 2718 nucleotides long. NCBI's taxonomy places the organism in Eukaryota, Metazoa, Cnidaria, Anthozoa, Scleractinia, Poritidae. The record is from the annotation of a GenBank genome assembly.
GUGAGCACUAAUAAAAAAAAUGACAGCUUUGGGGACAAAUCGGGGAAAAGAAAGGCGUAUAGCAUUCUUGGAAGCACCCACGAUUUUCUAGAAGAUUUUAAAACAGCCAUUGAAUACAAAGAACGUCACCUGAAGUUUGCGAAAGAACGGGGUGACAGAAUGGAAGAAGGGAAGGCGUUUUGCAAUCUUGGCAUCGCCCAUUACACGCUAGAAAAUUUUAAAACAGCCAUAGACUGCCAUGAACGUCACCUGAAAAUUGCGAAAGAAAUGGGUGACAGAUCGGGAGAAGGAAAGGCGUAUCUCAAUCUAGGCAAUAACCAUUUCGGAUUGGGGAAUUUUAAAACAGCCAUCGACUACUUUGAACGUUGCCUGCAAAUUGCAAAAGAAUUGGGAGACAGAUCGGGAGAAGGAGCGGCGUAUUGCAAUCUUGGCUCCGCCCUUGACAGUCUGGGAGAUUUCAAAACAGCCAUAGACUACCGUGAACUUCACCUGAAAAUUGCGAAAGAAUUGAGUGACAGAUCGGGAGAAGGAAAGGCGUAUAGAAAUCUUGGCAUCGCCCAUUUUAGUCUGGGAGACUAUAAAACGGCCAUUCACUACCAUGAACGUGGUCUAAAAAUUGCAAAAGAAUUGGGUGACAGAUUGGGAGAAAAAAUGGCGUAUACCAAUCUUGGGAUCGUCCAUCACAAUCUGGCAGACUAUAAAACAGCCAUUGACUACCACGAGCGUAGUCUAAAAAUUGCGAAAGAAUUGGGUAUCAAAUCAGCAGAAGAAAAAGCGUAUUGCAAUCUUGGUAUUGCCCACAACGCUCUGGGAGAUUGUAAAACAGCCAAAUACUGUUAUGAGCGCAGCCUGACAAUUGCGAAAAAAUUGGGUGACAGAUCAGCAGAAGAAAGGGUGUAUAACAAUCUUGGCGUCGCGCAUUGCAAUUCGGGAGAAUAUGAAACAGCCAUUGACUACCACGAAAGUGGUCUAAAAAUUGCGAAAGCAUUGGGUAACAGAUCAGCAGAGGCAGUAGCGUAUAGCGGUCUUGGCACUGCCUAUUACCGUAGGAGAGAAUUUAAAACAGCGAUAGAUUACAAUAAACUUUACCUAGAAACUGCGAAACAAAUUGGUGACAGAUCGAGAGAAGGAAGCGCCUGUGGUAACCUUGGCCUCGCAUAUCACAGCCUGGGGAAUUUUAAAACAGCCAUAUACUACUGUGAACGUAGCCUGAAAAUUGCGAAAGAAUUAGGUAACACAUUGACAGAGGGAUUAGCGUAUUCCAAUCUUGGUGAAUACUAUGAACAUCUCGGUCAAGUUCCAGUGGCUGUUAGAUAUUACCAGCUUGGUAUAACUGUGUUGAAUAAUAUUAGAGAUCGUCUUCAAUUGAACGACGAGUGGAAAGUUAGCUUACGUGAUCAAUACAAGGCAGUAUACUCUGCACUUUGGCGCUUGAGGUUAGAAGAAGGCAAGGUUACGGAGGCCUUGUUUUCUGCCGAGCAAGGAAGAGCACAGGGUUUGAAAGACCUUAUGGCAUUUAAUUAUGGAUUUGAAGUGAAUGACGCUGAACCAGGUAAAGAAAAAGGUACUUUUCAUGAAAUUUCCAGCCGCAUUCCUCUUAAUACGAUAUUCAUGGCGUUUGGAAAGAACGAAUUGAUGUUUUGGGUUCAGAAAGGAGAAGAAUUCCAAUUAAGAAGAAAGAAAAGCAGUCAGCAGGAUGAAAUUAGCACUUUCUUUGAAAGCCUUAUGGAGGUAAUGCGUCAGGAAAUUGGUACACUUGAUUAUAUGAAGUGUGAAGAUCGAUCGCUAAAACAGGUGAAUAAUCAGGGACCGGAAGUUAAAAGAUCAACUCCUCAAGACAGACAAACCCAGCACUUACAACUUCAAAAGAGUGCAUUAAAUACCUUGUACGACAUUAUCAUCGAACCUAUCCAAGAUCUUGUUGUCGGAAGAGAACUUAUUUUCGUCCCAGAAGGUCUCCUUUGCUUGGCUCCUUUCGCUGCAUUCAAGGAUCCAAACUCCAGAUACCUCUGUGAAUCAUUCAGAAUUCGCGUGGCUCCAUCUCUCAGCAGCUUGAAAAUGAUUGCAGAUUGUCCGUUAGAUUACCACUGUAAGUCUGGCGUGCUUCUUGUGGGUGAUCCGUGGGUGCAAGAUGUGACAGAGCUGGAGCAGUUGCCGUAUGCCAGAGAGGAAGUUGAGAUAAUUGGUAAAAUGCUUGGUUGUGCACCUCUUAUUGGAAGACAAGCCACAAAGGAUGCGGUAUUAAGACGAAUCGGUUCGGUUGCUUUGGUUCACAUCGCUGCACAUGGCAGCAUGGAAACGGGUGAAAUUGCCCUGGCGCCAGAUAAUGGUGAGAUGGAUUUCAUUUUGACGAUGAAAGAUGUAAAGCGCGUUCAGAUUCGUGCAAGACUGGUUGUACUCAGUUGUUGUCAUAGUGCUCAUGGUGAGAUCAAAGCAGAAGGCGUGGUUGGCAUAGCACGAGCGUUUUUAGGUGCCGGUGCUCGUUCUGUUCUGGUGUCGUUGUGGGCGAUUGACGACAAGGCCACUCUUGAGUUUAUGAAAAAUUUCUAUCAACAUCUUGUGAAAGGAAAAAGUGCAAGUGAAGCCUUAAACCAAGCAAUGAACUGCAUGAGAGAAUCUGAGGAGUUUGGCUCAGUCAAAUACUGGGCACCGUUUGUGCUUGUUGGUGAUGACGUCACAUUAGAAUUCGCUGGAUGCGAGCAGAAUGUGUCAAGGUAA